UACAGGAGAUCUUACGAGAGGAUUCCUAUACCAGCAAAUUUAUCCACAUGACAGUACCAGAUCCAUCAGACUUUGGGAAGAUGUGCCUUGCAUUUGCUUCUGAUGAAAUAGCUAGAUUGUUAAUACGCCAAACUCAAUUAGAAGACAACGUGAAAGUUAUCCGAUUCCUUGAUUCUACAGCAAAUUACUCAGAUGCUGGUGGAAUCCGUGGCAAGCUCUUUGAGCUAUUUGCCCAUGAAAGAUUGCAAAAAGGUGGUGUGUAUGAAAUAAGGCACCUGGAAAAUGCUAAAAAUGCUACUCCGGCUACCACUACUAGAGUCACAUAUCCAGCAUGGGAGUUGAAUGAAUACACAGACAACAAUAUAAAGAAAGGUGUUUACAACCUGCCACUAUCAAAAAAUAAUGAAACAGUGGAUUCUUUGGUGCUUGAUGAACAUAACAGGGAUGCCUUUUUAUUUCAGAUGACGGUUAAUGAGCAUCAUGGUGCUAAGGUUAAUGGUCUUAAAUCUCUCGAAAGUUUUCUUUCAAAUUACGAAAGAAUAAGUUUGAUUUACGUCGUUCCGCGAGACAAAUUUGAUAAAUAUCCCUGGCAAAGUUACCGAACAACGGCAGGCAAAACAUUUAAAAAAUGGAAUACAACAAACAGAUGGAUCAAGGAUAUAAAUCAAUUUGUGCUCAAAAUGGAACUGUCAGAGGCUCCAAAACGCCAAAAUGACAAGGAAAUAACAAACAACGAUAAUAAUAAGCACGUGAAGACAUGA
Messenger RNA from Paraglomus brasilianum, 761 nucleotides. The record is from the annotation of a GenBank genome assembly. Lineage: Eukaryota; Fungi; Glomeromycota; Glomeromycetes; Paraglomerales; Paraglomeraceae.